AUGGCAUCCAAAAAUAAUAUACUCAAGCGGCAGCAAAGGCAGCACCAACGCCUCCGAGGCAUGGGCGAAGACCUUAGCCGGCGACGACCACCACCGCCCCUCCCCCCCGACUACGCCAACGGCCGAGCAGGGCGAGAAAUCCUCGCUGAGCAGAGCAGUCGAAAAAUCGGAUGCCACCGUGCACCGCCGUCGACGUCCCCGCCCACACCUGAAGGCCAAGAUGAAGGCCAGACGCGCCGAAAGGCGAAGAUUAGAGGAGAAGAAAAAGGGGGAGGUGGCGGAAUAGAAGGUGGACGGAGUGGAGGAGACGUUACCCCUAAGACUUAA
Nannizzia gypsea CBS 118893 is the source of this 327-nucleotide messenger RNA. RefSeq lists its product as hypothetical. The transcript has 3 exons. The coding region runs from base 1 to 327 and encodes 108 amino acids. Lineage: Eukaryota; Fungi; Ascomycota; Eurotiomycetes; Onygenales; Arthrodermataceae. The record is from RefSeq and is a predicted model, not a curated record.